Capsella rubella is the source of this 722-nucleotide messenger RNA. Its product is annotated as protein 108. Bases 322 to 612 code for a protein of 96 amino acids. The record is from RefSeq and is a predicted model, not a curated record. NCBI's taxonomy places the organism in Eukaryota, Viridiplantae, Streptophyta, Magnoliopsida, Brassicales, Brassicaceae. The transcript is spliced from 2 exons.
UGUAGUGAUAUUACCGAAUACCAUAUCCAUAUGUAUAUGUACAUGUAUCAAGAAAACAUCAAUAAGGAAUCACAGAUCACAAGCAUGCAUAUUCUCUCACUCCCACACACACUGACACACAAAAAAAAGCUGCAGCUUAGCGUGAUCUCUCUCAUUAGGUAGCUCACAAGUAACGAACCUAGAGACCCUCUUCACCAUAUGACAAUCCAAUCCUCUUCCACUCUAUAUAAACAUCAAUAACACUUAUAUAGAACAAACAAACAGUACCCAAACAUUCUCAAAAUCAUACUUUCACAUAACACAUAAAAGAUAAAGAAGAAGAUGGCAGACUCGUCCAGCUCUUCCAAGUCGAUCAUCAUGAAGGUGGCAGUGAUGGUGAUCAUGCUCGUUGUGGUUGCAACAACGGUGGUCAAUGGACAGAGCUGCAAUACACAGCUGAGUGGACUGAACGUGUGUGGUGAGUUUGUGGUUCCAGGAGCUGACAGCAGGAACCCGAGUGCCGAGUGUUGUAAUGCUCUUGAGGCAGUGCCAAACGAAUGCCUUUGCAACACGUUUCGCAUUGCAUCUAGGCUUCCUUCUCGCUGCAACAUCCCUACACUUUCCUGCAGUUGAUAUGGGAUAUCAAUCCUUGACGUUAUAUGAGAAGCAUAGAAGGAGAUGGAUAUAUAUCUAAGACUAAGAAUAAAAACUCGGAGUUUGAGUUGUUGUUUUUCUUUCUUCUU